UAUCACGCCAACUGCUAUAAAUUCUACAUUAUCAUCUAAUACUUUCCCAAUCCCCGCGUGCUCUGCUCUAUCUCUAUCCAACUCCCAGAUCUCCCAAAAUGGCAUCUCAACGAAUAGCGAAUCACAGAGACGAAGCAGAGAUCUACCUCGGUGAAUCUCUCUGCAAGCAGAAAUCAAUUGAGCUACUCGAGGAGAUUCGGCUUCCAAAAGGACUGUUGCCCUUGGACGACAUCGUAGAGGUGGGGUAUAACAGGACCACUGGGUUUGUUUGGCUGAAACAGAAGAAUAGUAAGAAUCAUAGGUUCCGUGAGAUCGGAAGGAACGUGAAUUAUGAUACGGAAGUGACGGCGUUUGUUGAGGAUCGGAGGAUGAAACGGUUGACAGGUGUGAAAAGUAAGGAGCUUUUGAUAUGGGUGACCAUUUCUGAUAUAUAUGUGGAUCAUAACGAUAAUUCCAAGAUCACGUUUGGUAAUCCUUCUGGCAUUUCAAGGACUUUUCCCGUCUCCGCAUUUCAGCUCCAGGAGGAGAAGAAGUAGCCAUGUCAUAGUUUCAAUUUCUUAUCGCUGCUGCUUAUUAUUAUUAUAAUUAGAAGGUAUGGUAAUGUGUUGAAUUUGAAUAAUUUUAUAAUCUAAAGUAUGUAAUUAGAAUAAUGUUAUAACUGAAGCCAUGCUCGAGUAGGCACAGAUAGUCUUUUUCA
Ricinus communis (castor bean) is the source of this 697-nucleotide messenger RNA. RefSeq lists its product as uncharacterized. NCBI's taxonomy places the organism in Eukaryota, Viridiplantae, Streptophyta, Magnoliopsida, Malpighiales, Euphorbiaceae. The transcript has a single exon. The record is from RefSeq and is a predicted model, not a curated record. The coding region runs from base 99 to 536 and encodes 145 amino acids.